Molecule: messenger RNA, 1679 nt
Organism: Sesamum indicum (sesame)
Lineage: Eukaryota; Viridiplantae; Streptophyta; Magnoliopsida; Lamiales; Pedaliaceae
Product: cytochrome b561 and DOMON domain-containing protein At4g17280
Source: RefSeq, a predicted model, not a curated record
UGUGAGAAGAGAAAGGUGGUUGAACCCUUAAACACGGAGUGCCAAUUAUGAGACAAAGCUUGAAUUUCUUUUCUGCGACAGAACUUUCCUUUACCAAACUGUAACUACUCAUGUCCCACACUUCAGCAUUUACUCUAUAAUUAAGAGCCUUCUGUCCCUCUUUCCAUUUCCCCUCAAGAAAACAUCCUUCAUUCACCAAUUCAACAUCAAAACCUCAGCAUUCUUAUGUUCUUUUACCACCCCAAUUCUUGAUCUGUUUUUUCUCAAAAGCUAGAAGUUCAGACACCUACAGACAGAAUGUCUAGAACUGUUUUGAUCAUCUCUAUUCUCUUUUCUCUGUACAUAACAUCCCAUGCCCAAUCAUGUGCAAAGUACAACUUCGCCAGCAACCAGAUUUUCAGUUCCUGCAAUGACCUCCCAUACUUGAACUCAUUUCUUCACUGGAACUACGAUCAAUCUGCCAAAACAGUUAAAAUCGCCUACCGGCACACGGGAGUCUCGUCCUCCAGAUGGGUGGCCUGGGCUAUUAAUCCAAGUGGGCAAGGCAUGGUUGGUGCACAAGCACUUGUGGCUUUCCAGAAGUCUGAUGGCACGACGAGAGCCUACACAGCACCUAUAGCUGGUUACCAGACACAGCUGCAGGAGGGAGAUUUGAGUUUCCCGGUUUCCGAUCUAUCGGCAACUUAUGCAAGAAACGAAAUCGUCAUUUUUGCUACACUGAAGCUUGAUGGCCUUAAUUCUACAGUGAAUCAGGUGUGGCAAGAAGGGCCACUUUCAGGGGAUUCUCCGGCGAUGCAUCCUACUUCUGGCCCUAAUUUACAGUCCAUGGGGACUUUAAAUCUUCUGUCAGGAGAGACAGGGGCAGCAGCUGGAGCUGUGAACUCCAGAACAAAGAAAAAGAACAUUCAUGGGGUGCUGAAUGCAGUAAGCUGGGGUAUCCUGUUGCCAAUUGGUGCUGUGUUUGCAAGGUACCUAAAGGUGUUCCCUUCUGCCGACCCCGCAUGGUUUUACCUCCACGCAACAUGCCAAACCUCAGCCUAUAUCAUUGGAGUUGCGGGAUGGGCAACCGGUCUCCGUCUAGGAAGCCAGUCUCCAGGCGUUCAAUACACGUCCCACAGGGUAAUCGGCAUUAUCAUCUUCUGUCUCGGAACCCUCCAGGUGUCUGCUCUGCUUCUAAGGCCGAAAAAGGAACACAAAUACAGAUUCUACUGGAACAUCUACCACCAUCUGAUCGGAUACUCUGUCAUAGUCCUAAGCAUAAUCAACAUUUUCAAGGGUUUCAACAUUCUAAAUCCAGAGGAGAAAUGGAAGAGAGCAUACAUUGGUAUCCUGAUAGCUCUGGCUUUCAUUGCUGCAACAUUGGAAAUCUCCACGUGGUACAUAGUCGUCAAGAGGAAGAAGUCUAGCAGGCCGCACAAGAUGCCAAACGGGGUCAAUGGAACAAAUGGGCACAAUGGAUAUGGAGCAAGGGCACAAGAUAGAGUAUGAAGCGGAUGAUCUCUUAAUACUUUCAUAUAUCUAAACUUGUGGGAUUUGGUUCUUGUUUUUUGCCCCAGCAUUUUAUGUUUCUGUACCUACGUGUAAUUGGCGGUUUGAUGGUUAGAGACUGAUGCGAGUUUUUUCUACCUCGUUUUCCCUAGUAUUUAUGCAGAUUUUGUGUUGGACAGUAUUGUUUCUUU